UUACAAUAAUCUGGUUCAUAUCUAAAAGUGAAUAGGCGUGAAAUACGCAGUCGUUUGAUAUCCUUGUGACAUUUCCGUCCUACAACACUACCCCUUCUUUCCCUUCGUGUCAAGUUCGAUAGCCAUGGCCUCUCUCGCACGUGGAGCCGCAUCUCUAACUCGCGCUACUCUUUCCGCUUCCAAAUCUCCGAUUCAACUCAUCCAACGUCGCGGUCUCGCCGGAGCUGCAGAUCACCAUGGUCCCCCUAAAGUUGCCUGCUGGAAAGACCCAAUGAGUCCUUCUAAAUGGAAGGAAGAGCACUUUGUGAUUGUUUCUUUAACUGGCUGGGGACUACUCAUCUAUGGAGGAUACAAGUUAUUUGCAGGAGGCAAGAAAGAAGAGAAAUUGGCUGAAGCGUCACACUGAGGUUUGCAACGUAUUACAACACAAAGUCUUCCUGGUAAUAAUGUGUGCACCCGGGACCUUUUUUCGGGUUUUUCAGACUCAGUCUUGUUUGCUGGCAAGCAAUUCUUUUGGCUAGUUAUUAUCAAUUAAUCCUUGCAGACAAAGAAUAUUGGAAGAUGAUUCUUUCCUUAACAAUAACAAUAUGUUACAUUUAACGUUACAUGUACCCUUUUUAUGCCAAUUUCCGGGUUUUAAUUAUAUUUGCAAGCAUUAUUACUAUGACAA
Cicer arietinum (chickpea) is the source of this 670-nucleotide messenger RNA. RefSeq lists its product as uncharacterized. The record is from RefSeq and is a predicted model, not a curated record. NCBI's taxonomy places the organism in Eukaryota, Viridiplantae, Streptophyta, Magnoliopsida, Fabales, Fabaceae.